Colletes gigas is the source of this 3511-nucleotide messenger RNA. It is a transcript of the gene stai, whose product is annotated as calponin homology domain-containing protein DDB_G0272472. The record is from RefSeq and is a predicted model, not a curated record. Gene Ontology annotation, cellular component: neuron projection; cytoplasm. Lineage: Eukaryota; Metazoa; Arthropoda; Insecta; Hymenoptera; Colletidae. The transcript is spliced from 7 exons. Gene Ontology annotation, molecular function: tubulin binding. The coding region runs from base 469 to 1488 and encodes 339 amino acids. Gene Ontology annotation, biological process: microtubule depolymerization; neuron projection development; regulation of microtubule polymerization or depolymerization.
GGAUUUUGGACAGAUGGUAUUUUACGCCUCCACGUAGGCCUCCACACGUGCCUAGCGACCGGCUGCCGGGUCCACCAUAUAGGCAUGUUGAGCCUGCUCGAGGUGGAGGUUGGAGGUUGGAGGUUAGCGGAGGUGGAAGGGUGGCAUGUCGUCGGGUAGGUGGCUGCUCGGUACGGCUGGGAAGGGUGGUCUGCCACGGCUAGGGCCGCAAGAGGCGCCGGUAGGUGGAUAUUGAGCGACGCCGGGCGUCGUGGCGCACUGUGCGGAUCAGUCGCCCUCCAGCCACCGCCCCAGAUACGAGUUCAGCCACUUCCGGCUCUCCUCUUUGCUCGUCGGACGUGCCCCUCUCGGCGACUUCUGUGAUCCCUCGUUUCCUUCCCGCUGCUCGCCGCUAGUUUCCCGCAAGAGCUUUCAGUUUCGUUCGUUGCGUGGAUUCGCGAACAAGAGGAGAGCGUAAACGCUAGAAAUAUGCUGAUCGGUCUCGUGCGCGACUCAGUGCUGCAGUGCUUCUGUCAUAGCUGCAAAGCACCCCUGAGCAUCAUAGCGGGAGAUAGGAGGGGCAAUGCGCCCUUCAAGAAGCCCAGCGGCAAAGGAAAGCCGCGGACUAAGCAGCCGAAGAAAGUGAAGUUCAUCACGACCGAAAUUCGAUGCCAGGAAAAGUCUAAGGGUGGCCUGUGCUACGAGGUAAUUUUGGCUGAGCCAACAGUACCUAAGAGAGCACCAUCGCCGCCGCAGACAAGUUCGACUCAACAAAUCGCUAUCGAAGAUAAGCUUAGAGCGGCCGAGGAGAGAAGACUUUCAUUGGAAGCUCAUAAACUCGCAGCUCUCACCGCUAAGCUUAGCAAAAUUGAAGAGGCCGCUCGCAAAAAGGAUGAACUCAACUCUGCUUUCAUUGCCGCGACUCGCGAGGCUCUGGACGCCAAGAUGAACAACUCCGAGGAGAAACGAGAGGCACAUAUCGCAGAACUGAGGAACAAGCUGAAAGAGCACUUAGAAAGCGUAGAGAAGACUCGCUUGAGUCUCGAACUUGAAACCGAGGAGGUUCGCUGUGCUGCUCAGCGCGACGAAAAUAGGAUGCCUGAUCGUUUCAAGGCGCAUGAAGAACUAGUCACUCGUAUACGCCAAGCAAUAUCUGAGCGCGUGCAACAGGUCGAGGCUCAAAUCCAAGACAAGCUGGAUCAGGCUCGCGAACGUCGCGAGAACAUCGAACGCGAACAAAAGGAGAAGCUGCGUAACCAUAACACUGUGAAGAUAGCAAAAGUGCGUCAGAUGGCGGAUGAGUGCGCCACGAGAGAACUUCUGGCGAAAAAGUUCGAAUUUGACAAGAGGGUUUCUACUGCGGAGCAGAACCGACAGCGAGAGAUUCAACGUCGUGUGCAGGCUAUUCGCCAGCAUGAAAAGCGCGCGGAGAUGGUGAGACAGAACAAAGCAGCUCUGUCUGAACAAUCUGGCCUGCCCGCUGAGAAGGAGACCGCCAGCUCUGGGUAAACAGAAGAUCGUUCUCGAUGAAUGAUAUUUUAACGAGGAUUGCGAUCUCGUGCUUGACGAGACUCCGUUACGCUUUGUGCCAUUUUUUUUGUUCGCUGGAAGAAAAUUUUUUAAAAAACUCGCAAGCGAUUAUAGUAGUUGGAGAGAUUUGCAAUUUUAACGAUCUUAUUUUAUUACAGUGGUUGAGAGACAGACUAAAUCCGUUUAGAAAAAAAAUAUUUAAAAGUCAUUUGAGGAGUCGUUUGCAAGGAACGAUCGACUUGUUUUUUCCCCCUCACUUUGUACUUGUGUAAAAUCACUGCCUUCAUCUAACUACACACUGGUUUGUUAAAAAAAAAAAAGAAAAAAAAUACACAAACAUACGCGUACUAACCUCAGUUUAGAAUACAUGUAAAAUAUUAUUUUUCAGUUCUAAUGUGCCUACCACUUAAACGAUUGUGGAUCUACAAGAUGGCAUUAAAAAAAAUAAUAACUUUCUCUACGUUUGUGAAUGAUUAUGUAUGUUGGAGUAAUUAAUAUUUUACAAUUUCUUUUUAUAUCUCGCUUGUUUUCAAUAUAUUCGCUUCCUUUACAAUGGCUAUGGUGUUAUUGUUAAUUUGAUUAUUUAGUUGAAGAAUCAUUUAUUCGAGUUCCGAGAUCGAAAAGAAGGAUCAUAACGAUCAUCAGAGUCAAGUGUUUUAACAUUUCAUUAUACAAUUUCAUAUGUUUCUCUUGAGUUUUGUCUCUGUUCUUUUUUCCAACUUUUCGGUGUUUCGUUCGUUAAAUGUUUACUUUCAUUCAUAGGAUAAUAAUAGAAUACUACCGCUACAAUUAGAUCUUAAGUGGUAAUUGCGACCAUGUGUGUGUACACGUACCAUACGUAAUAAACGUACCUACGUGUAUGGUAUGUGCCGACAUCUGAGCACACAUAAUAUAUAUGAUAGUGCUUUAUACUAGGCUUGAAAACUUUAAAACCAUUUUGUACUCGAUCAUUGUAAUAUUACUGCGCUAACUGAACAAGAACAUUCACAAGUUAUGUAGUCUAAUUGAAUAUGAUAAUAUGAUGCUUCUGUGAUGACUUAAUUAUAUGUCAAAAUGUGUAGUGUUUAAGUGAGAAUGUGUGAGAAAGGGAGAGAGAGAGCAAGACAUUUAAUUCCUCUACGCUCGUAUGGAUACCGUGGCUAGGGGCCUUAAUUCUCUUUUUUUCGUAUUAUACAUCAUCGCUGGAAGUACUUAAUUUCUAAUGUAAUAACCGUAACCGGGGCAAAGUUUUCGUCAAAUUCCCUUUUCUUAACGAAAUAGACAUCUGGUGGUUUCUCGACCUUCGUAGAUACUCGCAUAUAUUGGGGAAUACCAAAAAACGGGAGGAAACUUUUAGCUCUGGUCACGGUAUCGUCAUAAAACAAAGGGUUAUAAAAAAAAAAAAAAAAUAUGUCGCAGUGAUAUUGCAACCGAUACCCUACGUUCUAGAUAUUGAUAUUAUACAGAAAAUUUUUACAAAGGGCUAUUCGCAGAAAUGUUAACGCGAGAUUAAUAAAAACUAAUUAAGUAAAAAGAGUUCGAAAGGAAAACACUUGAACUCGUACGUCGAGGAAUAUGCAACUUAUAACCUAUAAUGCUGAGUGUCGCGAUUAAUUCGCUACGUGUUACAACGUCAUAAAGAAAGUCGGAUGAUUUCGCAUUUUCUUACAGUUACGAUAGGUGACGAAUAACGUCUAUUUUUGCAUAAUUGUUGUGAUCUUUUGCAAAAUGUAUCUCGUACGAUUAUAAUAUAAAUGCCCGACGUAUGUAUGUUAUGAUUGUCCUUUUCGACUUACGUUAUAAUAUAUAAAUAUAUAUAGAUAUGAUAUGAUCAUUACAAUAUACUAUCGUUUCUUGUGAGCUUUGGUAUUGUCUUAUACUAGACGAAUGAAAAAUCGUGAAAAACCAAUUUCUCAACGAUACAUUGGCUGCCUUCGAUAUUCUUUGUUUAACCUCUUUAGUUGGGAUAAUGUGUGUUCGAAAAAGAACAUGAUUGUGUGAAGUAAAAGGCCGUACCUACACG